This is a messenger RNA of Esox lucius (northern pike), 1901 nucleotides long. RefSeq lists its product as uncharacterized. Gene Ontology annotation, cellular component: spindle pole; centrosome. The record is from RefSeq and is a predicted model, not a curated record. Bases 69 to 1496 code for a protein of 475 amino acids. The transcript is spliced from 4 exons. Lineage: Eukaryota; Metazoa; Chordata; Actinopteri; Esociformes; Esocidae. Gene Ontology annotation, biological process: spindle organization.
GCAAAAACACCCAAAAUAUUCUGGCGCGCAAGACAAAAAAAAGAAACAGGAGAAAACAUCGUUUGGCUAUGCUUAGCUGCAAGGCAAGCCUGUCCUCCCUUACCAUGAAGACAUCCAAAGCAUCAUCUCAGGCUUCAACACAAGAGGAAUGUGGUGUUUGGCUAGACACCGCUGACCUCAAAGGAAAAGCAAAACAGAAAAGACCUAUACCGAUAUCGAAACUACUGAAUCCUUUGGCUCGGUCUCGAAGUUACAGCUUAGCAGUGGCGCUGAAUUUCACACAGACUAAAAUCCAGAUGCCUGUCACCAAACAGAGCUCCAUAUCCUCAUUCUUUACCCUACAGCCCAAAGUGACCGCAAAGAUGCCUGCCUCUCCAGAACCAAGUAGAAAUGCAGCAAACAUUACACCGUCCACAUCUAACGUGUGCACCUCAACUUCACCUAAGCGUGCUAACAUUGGGUGCGGGAUCAAACGGAAACGUGUGAUGGAGUGGACCGGGAAACAGGGCAAAGGCCCUCCACCCACCACCAUACAGACUAGUCCUGGGGGGAAAGAGAAUCCAACAGGCAUCCCGAGUGAGUGGGACAACCAGACCUUCAGGGAAAGAGUAUAUUGGGAAAGAGCAUUUAUGCCCCGACUGAACAUGGACCAUUUAUCUGAGGAGGAAAUGGAAGAACCAGAAAAAAAGAGAAAUCUCUCUGGGAGGUUCCCUUCUCCAGUGAAGACUGGUGCUCAUGGGAAAGAUUGCAAUCAGAAGGAGCCAUUGAGUGCAUAUAGCAUUCCCCAGUGUAAUCCAGGCCUGACUGAGUCCUGGGGCUUCCCUGCCCAAGAUUCCAAGGCGCAAUGUGUUCUGACACACAAGAACCCCCCAGUUAAUAUGUCAAAGUUCAGUGGCUCAGAAACGGCCUUCCCAGACAGCACGCAGAGUCCAGGGGGAUUUAGGGCUCUGCUGGAUUUACAAGGGCACACCUCCACCCAGAGAGGGCCUGUGCAGUUUCCUUUGAUGUCACAGGAUGUCCAAGGGAAAGAAAACGAUUAUACUGUAUCAAUCGGUUUGCCGUCCUCAAACAAGGCGCCUCUCAGCCCUGUUACCACACACAGACAGAUGAAACCUCCCACUCCAUCGCCAUGGAAACAUGUUUUAGAACAGCCCUUGAAACAUGUUUUAGAACAGCCCUUGAAACAUGUUUUAGAACAGCCCAUGAAACAUGUUUUAGAACAGCCCAUGAAACAUGUUUUAGAACACCCUUUGAGAGAGGCUGAGGGAGAUACUCUUGCAAUGCUGUUCACUCAGGACUCUGAGGGCUUCCAGGUGAUAGCCCACCGUGAUGUGUUUCCAAGGAGCCCUUUAAAGGACAGGACUAACGUAUUUGCUGGUGGUAAAGAAUGUAUAUCUGCUGCUGAUCAAACACUGCAGGUGACAGAGGAAGAAGAGGAGGAGAUGCUCUUCACCCAAGACUCUCAGGGUAAUAUGGUCAUCAAACACUAUGUAUGAUGAUGCAAAGUAUUAACAUUUUAAUGAUUUUCUAAAGAAUUGUGUGUGUGUGUGUGUGUGUGUGUGUGUGUGUGUGUGUGUUGUGUGAAUCACUUGUGAUCUUUACUUAGAAUUUAAUCUUUAGUCUGUUCACGUUCUGUCUGGGUUAAUUUGAGUAUUCUAGUAAAUGUUUUUGGAACAUUAAUCCUUUUUUAUACUUUUAUGACACUGAAUAAAAUGUCAAUAUAUUCUAAACAAAUUUCAACAUGUCACACAAGCAUUCAAGUUUUGGUUUUAUUUUUAAAAACAAUACAUUUACAUACACUAAAUUCACUGCUGGGUCUGAAUUAGAAUGUGUGUAAAGCCCUCUACUUGCUGGUUUGACUGACAAUACAUUUCUGUCAUAUACAAAUAGCCUUCAACAAA